Messenger RNA from Trichoderma asperellum CBS 433.97, 1470 nucleotides. NCBI's taxonomy places the organism in Eukaryota, Fungi, Ascomycota, Sordariomycetes, Hypocreales, Hypocreaceae. The record is from RefSeq and is a predicted model, not a curated record.
AUGAACUCCUCUUCUGAUGAAGGCAAGACGAGUCAGGGGCUUGGAUCCCGAGUUCUUUUGGACAAGGUGGACAAGCUUCGCGAAUUGGGUAUAUCCCAUCUCGUGCCUCUGCCUCAGAUUGUCGUGGUUGGAGACCAUGGUGCAGGCAAAUCCAGCGUUCUUGAGUCUUUGACAGGAUUCCAGUUCCCUCGUUCAGCCACUCCAUGUACUCGGCAUGCCACCGAGAUUGUUUGCCGACGGGAGCCUGCUGAGAGUGUCGUGGUAUCUAUUAUCCCGCACAAUCCGUCUCCUGAGCGAGAGAAGCUCGUCAGAGAAUUCCGCCGAUCGACGGAUAAGAUCACUUCAGACGACUUCCUCAAAAUUUUCGAGGACGCUGCCAUAGCCAUGGACAUCAAAAUUUCAGGCGAAGAUGGCAACAGAGGCAGUGCAUUUAGCCUCGACAUCCUCAAGGUUGAAAUCAACCAUCCCAAUGCUGCCCACCUUACUGUCAUCGACGUUCCCGGCAUGUUCGAGACAACAAGAACCAUCAUUCUCACCGUUGUCCCUUGCAAUAGCGAUGUUGCCAACCAAAAUAUCCUUCGGCUUGCUGCUGAGGUUGAUUCCAACGGAGAGCGAAUCUUAGGAGUGCUGACCAAGCCCGAUCUUGCCAUCGAGAAUGCCACAAAAGCCGUUGUUUGUGAUCACGUAAAGGACAAAAGAGGAGAUUUGCAUUUGGGCUACUGCGUUGUCAAAAGUCCUGGUGCUGAUGACAAGUCUGGUACUAUGAAUAAACGCCAAAGCCAAGAGCAGGCUCUAUUUGGGGAAGCACCGUGGAAUACUCUGCCUACGAACAGGCUAGUCAUACCGGCUCUCCGCAUUCGUCUCGAACAGCUGUUGAUGAAUCACACUCGCGCAGAAUUCCUAUUGGUGAAGGAUGAGAUCAGGUCAAGUCUCAAGAAGCGUGAGGAGCUUCUUAAGGACCUGGGCGAGUCUCGAAGCACCACUGACCAGCAGCGGGCAUAUGUUGGCAAGAUUGCCUCGGAAUUCAUGAGAAUUACACACUAUGGAUUAGAUGCGUACUAUAGGCGCCAUAGUAUUUUUGAAGAUGCUGAGAUGAGACUCAUUACACGAAUUCGAAGCAUCAACGAAGCAUUUGCCCAUGUCAUCGUUGUCUGCAGCGAUAACGACAACGACAGCGACAACGACAGCGACAACGACAGCGGUACUGAUAGCUCCAUAUCGGCCAAGGGCGAUGAAGUUGACCGAUCCUCGUUAUACGAUGAUGAAGUUCAUUUUGAAAUUCCGAAACUCCACGAGGGAGACUUGCGCGGGAUCGUGUCGGGUCCCUACCGGUGCCCCGAGCCAGAGACGGACAGGGUUCUUCUUCAUAUGUCGGCGGAUCAGCUGAAUUCGAUUGCUGCAGAGGAUCAGGCAGUGAAGGAGAAGAGAGAGAGGCAUUGACCAGGGAGAUUGAGGCUCUGAGACGAGUGC